GAGAGAGAGAGGAGAGAAAAAGAAAAGGAGAGCUGGAGCUGCUCGCGAGAACUCGGCCGGGGUGCUAUCUAGACAGUGACAAGUUUCCGCGAACGCGACUUCGGGACCUCGGGGUGCCGCAAUCCGCCGCAGCCGUGGACACGAGAACAACCGUCACCCUGGAGCCCACGUGCCAGAAACGACGAAAAUGUGAGGCCGACGGGAAGGAGGCGAAGGCGGAGCUGACGGCGCAACGCAAUAUGUUCCCUAGCGCUCAAAUUAAAAUGAGAUUGCUGUCGCCAAGCAGUUCGCCGGCCACUUCGCCUACGAUGUCAAAUUCCUCGUCGCCAACACCACCGACGCCGGCGGCCCCGGCUUACAACCAGAAGAUGACCGGUAUUCCGUGCGUAGCGGCCGCUUCGAGGUACACGGCACCGGUCCACAUCGACGUCGGCGGCACGAUAUACACGUCCUCUCUCGAGACCUUAACCAAGUAUCCGGAAUCCAGACUAGCGAAAUUGUUCAACGGCAGCAUCCCCAUCGUUCUGGACUCGCUGAAGCAGCAUUACUUCAUCGACCGAGACGGCGGUAUGUUUCGGCAUAUAUUGAACUUCAUGCGGAAUUCCCGGCUGCUGAUACCCGACAACUUCGCCGACCUGGAUCUGCUGCUGGAAGAGGCGCGAUACUUCGACAUAGCGCCGAUGUGCCGGCAGCUGGAGCAGAUGAAGAAGGAGCGCAUCAAGAACGGCUCGACGACGACGAUGUCGUCGUCGUCGCCGAGCCCGCCUCCGGCCGGGCAACACGUUGGCCGCGGAGGCACUACCGCGUGCACCACCGCGCCGUGCAACCGCGACCCGGAGAAGAUGCGCGGCAACGACGGCAACUGCAGCUACGAGUGCGUGGCGCUGCACGUGAGCCCGGACCUGGGCGAACGGGUGAUGCUGUCGGGCGGGCGCGCCCUCCUGGACGAGGUGUUCCCGGAGACGACGCAGGCGGUGAUCGACGCGCGCUCCGGGGUCGCCUGGCACCAGCAAGACGCCCGCCACGUCAUCCGCUUCCCGCUCAACGGCUACUGUAAGCUGAACUUGGUGCAGGCGAUCACCAGGCUGCUGAACGCCGGCUUCCGGGUGGUCGCGAGCAACGGCGGCGGCGUCGAGGGCCAGCAGUUCUCGGAGUACCUGUUCGUCAGGCAGACCGUCAACACCUGACGGAGUAACGCGAACCACCACUACAACCACCACCACCACCACCAUCACAACCUCCACCAACAGCGCAAGACGAUCUCCAGGUCGACCGGGCGUUGCCCGCAGCGCGACCAUGAGCCGGAGUGAGUUCUGCAACCGCGACACACUCCCGGAGAGGAGCUCUCCCAUUCAAGACUGCAUCACGGAUCGUUUCAUCACGGAGCGUCUCGGACACACGAGGACACAAGGCUGACGAGGAGAGGACACCCCGCAACUGUCGCGCGGAUAUCUACGAUGGCUUGAAGCAUCGUUUUGUACGAGUGAUCAGAUUCUCGCGAAAUUUCCCCUUCGAAAUUUCUCCUCGAGCGGUAGGGCGGCUACCAGCCGAGUCUCCGGGAAAUUCGAGCGAUUCUUCAUUCACACGGGGUGAAUUCGUUCACUCCGAGCCGUCGGGUGAGCAUUUCCGCGCGGGAUUCACGAGUCGCUGCGACAAAUUCGCAUUAAUCGAUCGGAACGUUCACUCUGAGUUCGAACCAAGCGUUCAUCCGUGGGACUCCGAGUGCCGGUAUUUCCACCACGUGUCAGUUCGAGCGGAUUCUCGCUGGUUUCAAGUGAGAUUUCAUUGCGAGAAAUUUGGAGGGUAGGAUAAAAUGAGAGAAAAGGCAUGUGUAAAUUAUGGGAGUAAAUUCGAAGAAAUCGGGAAGGUGAGGAGGGGUGAGGCAAAUCGGUACGUGGCUAUUUCGGCACGACGGCAGCGUUGCUCGUCGGAGAACGUUACAAUUGACGUGAUACUAGUUAGGGCUGAGCUUUAUGAUGUAAAUUGAUGACAAAUCGGCGGCGCUCCCGGGCGAGGAGUCGCUGAAACGGCGUCGAGCGGCAGUUGCGACGAUUGCGAAACGUUACGUGGCGGAUGUGGCUUGAAACGGAUCGUUGUUGGUCGCCACGGCGAUCGAAUGCGAAUGCAUUGCGAAAUUAGGUGUGUAAUUUUAAGGCGAGCAUCACUCCCGACUCAACGAUGCACACGAUUCCCGUCGUUAACGGCGAUCGCAUUGAAGUCACAUCUCAGCGAGAAGACCGUACGCGGCGCGAACCCGACGAUGGCAACGAUGUACCGCGCGACUCUCAUCUUGACUUUGAAGCCUAAACCGUAAUAUUAAUCGUAUACACAUCGCAAUUUCGUGUUUCCCCCACCUGGUUCAUUGUAAAAAUGCACGUAUCACCGGAACGAAAAAUCCUAGCCGUAACGCAGCGUAAGGAACGAAAUAAACGCUUCCGUCUCUCUCUCACACACACAUCCGACUUCUGCACGAUUUUAACGCUGUCCGGAAUGGAAUGCCCAAUUCCACACGUACACACUUAUGCACGCACACACGCGCGCGCAUGCAUACGCACAUACAUGCAUACACACACACGCCUACACAUCGUUGUCCAUUCCUCGCAUUACGAGCGACUUGCGUUUGAGAAUAUCGAGUGCGUCGAUCUUUAAAACAUUGUUAUAUUAUUUAAUAAAGUGUACCUAUAUGUAUUUAAAUGCUAUACUAAUUACUGUAAAUAUCGCGAAUAAAUGUGUAUAUACAUACACACAAACACGCAUAUAUAUAAAUAAAUAUAUGGAUAUACACGCAUACACACGUGAAUAGGGUGUUUAAUUUUAAGUGAUACGGUUGAUCGUCUUGA
Molecule: messenger RNA, 2840 nt
Organism: Dinoponera quadriceps
Lineage: Eukaryota; Metazoa; Arthropoda; Insecta; Hymenoptera; Formicidae
Gene: twz
Product: BTB/POZ domain-containing protein KCTD1
Exons: 5
Coding region: 240-1187 (315 amino acids)
Biological process (GO): protein homooligomerization
Molecular function (GO): protein binding
Source: RefSeq, a predicted model, not a curated record